Medioppia subpectinata is the source of this 1002-nucleotide messenger RNA. The record is from the annotation of a GenBank genome assembly. NCBI's taxonomy places the organism in Eukaryota, Metazoa, Arthropoda, Arachnida, Sarcoptiformes, Oppiidae.
GAAGUGGUGUUCAUCCGAAACCUCGUCCGUCCCUUCACUUUAUUGCAAUUGAAAGAAGUUUUGGGCAAAAAUGGAAAAUUAAAUGAAUCCCGUUUUUGGAUCGAUAGAAUCAAAUCCAAAUGUUUUGCCACUUAUGACACCGUCGAUGAAGCGGUUGCCACUCGUCUGGCACUUCACGGCACUCGUUGGCCAAACUCUAACCCAAAGCUACUGACCGUUGAUUUCGCCACAAAAGAAGAUUUGGAUUUUCAUUUGAACGGAGAAUUGAAAGUAAAUCAAGACAUUGUUGUUAAGAAAAACGACGAAAACGUGAACGAAAAGUACGAUAUUGUGAUUAAAUCGGAUGAAAAUCAGACAAAUUUGCGCGAAAAGGAUGCAAAGGCUGAGAGUCGACCCAUAAGAGAGUGGGACAGAGAGAAGUUGAUGGGCAAAGAAGAUGAAGACAACAGGCGAACGGCCGGCAAACGACGACCCGGGAGUCCGACCCCUAAAGGUGGAAGUCGUGAACGAGAUGUUAAACGCCGUAAAAAUGAUAUACGAACUGAAGAACGUGUCCGACCGGCAGACUCGACAUCAGGAGAGGCGCCCGCAGCCGAAGCCGCGCCCGAAACAGAAUCUCCGGCCAAACUGUUGGACGACUUAUUCAAGAAAACGAGUGCAACGCCCAGUAUAUACUGGUUGCCAUUGACUGAAGAACAGGUUGUGGUCAGAGAUUCUGCGAGGGCUGAAGAGGACAAGAGAAGACUCGAAGAGAAGAAUCAAAGAGAAGAACAGUUUCGUCAAAGACAAGAAGAACGACGACCUUUCGAGCCAACCGUUCCCUUCAGAAAUGAGAGAAACCAAAGGCGUUGUUUGAGAGGGCGUUACUCUGCGUUGAAACCACCAGCAGCCCCAAGCGGGGGCUUAGCCGCCAGCGGAGGGCCGGCAGUGUUGUCGGGUGGCAAGGCAGUCGCGGCUAGGGGAGGGGCAAAGAGGGCAUCACCAGUUAUGCGACGAAAACGA